Messenger RNA from Periconia digitata, 1329 nucleotides. The record is from the annotation of a GenBank genome assembly. Lineage: Eukaryota; Fungi; Ascomycota; Dothideomycetes; Pleosporales; Periconiaceae.
AUGCUACACUUCGUCACCCGCGCCAUAUCAAGAGCCAUGGCUUCAUCUACGGUUGCGCGUGUUCCCAUUCCCAAGAAUGGCGUCGACUAUCGUGGAAAAGUUGUCCUUGCGCCAAUGGUGCGGUCAGGCGAGUUGCCAUCAAGGUUGCUGGCGCUGAAAUAUGGAGCUGAUCUGGUGUGGGGGACCACCCGCCGUAUCAACCCCCGUACAUCUACGAUUGAAUACACUCGCAUGCCGACCUCCAAGAUAAACAACCCUACGCUCGACCCGCAAAACCGUGAAAGUAUUCUCUUUCGCAUACAUCCCGAAUUGGAAAAGGGAAAGCUUAUCUACCAAGUUGGUAGCGCAGACCCUGAGUUAGCUGUCCAAGCUGCCAAAGUUGUCGCGUCGGACGUAGCUGGGAUAGACUUGAAUUCCGGCUGCCCCAAACCCUUCUCUACAGCCGGCGGUAUGGGCGCAGCGCUACUGAAGACACCCGACCUUCUUUGCGAUAUCCUGACGAGUCUCGUAAACGAGGUGGGCAAAGUGUAUGAGAUUGGCAUCAGUGUGAAAAUACGCAUUCUUGAUAAUGCAGCAGAUACGGAAACCCUGGUCCGCAGAUUGGUGAAGACGGGUAUCACUGGCCUUACAGUACAUUGUCGGACAACCCCCAUGCGACCUAGAGAGAGGGCGAUAAGAGACCAGUUGAAAAUGAUCGGAGAGGUAUGCCGCGAAGCCGGCGUCGCAUGCGUGGUCAACGGCGAUGUCACUUCGCGAACCGAAGCACUGAAGCUUAUGGAACAAUUUGGGGUCGAUGGCGCCAUGAUAGCCACCGAGGCCGAGAAGAACCCAACCUGUUUUCGAGCUGACGCCGAAGGUGGGCCGCACGAGUGGAAGUCUCAAUGGAAGUCCGCCGUUACGGAAUACAUGCGAUUUGCGAUGCAAGUGGAAAACCGGUGGGGCAAUACAAAAUACCUACUUGGCCAAAUGAUCCCAGGAAGGGCGAAGUGCUACCAAGCGAUGAAUAAGGCCAAAGGCUAUGCAGAUGCCAUAAAGGCUUUAGAGCUAGAUGAGGUUGACGAUCUUUUAGAAAUGGCAAAGAUCGUAGAUGAGCGCCUCGGGCUAGGAAUAGUUCCAGAGUCACGAGCUUCGAAAAGAGCACGAGCGAGGGAGGCCAUUGCUGAGACACAGGGGUCAUCGAAAGCCGAAGUUGCGAAGGAGAAACGAAAAGCUCAGCCCGAGACAGAGGACGCCGCCAAACGAGUUAAACUUCCAGCAAGUAGUACUGCAAUGGAGGCGCCGAUCACCCCACAAGACAUUGCACCUCCUACUGCUGCCAUGAGUGUUUAA